Molecule: messenger RNA, 2002 nt
Organism: Prorocentrum cordatum
Lineage: Eukaryota; Dinophyceae; Prorocentrales; Prorocentraceae
Source: the annotation of a GenBank genome assembly
UUCCCCCUACGCACCGCUGUUAGGACAGCAAGGAGUGGAGGGAGAGGAGGGAGAUGGCUGGAUGGAGAUCCCAGCAGAGAGGGAUGUGACGACCGGCCAGAGCGAGCGACCUUUCCCGCAGCCUGACUUCAACGCUGCUGCCGAUGAGCCUGGCCCAAGUCGUCCGAGCAAGUAACCAUGGCAGGCAUUGCAGCUGUCUUGCAGGAGCAACUGCGUCUUCAGCUCUCACCUGUCACCUCCGCGGUGGACUGUAUAAAAAAGGAGUUCACGAGGAUGGAUGGCAACCUCACGGACCUGAACACAACUUUAUCCUGAAGGGCAUGAAUAUGACAGAUGUGCGGGUGGAAAAGCUUGAGCAUUUGUUCGAAGAGACUGGUAGGAAUCCCAACCUCGCCAACGAUGCCUUAGACACCAACAUCCGCGAGUACGUUCAGGAGUACAUGGCGAACCAACCAAACUAUACACACAACGCAGCUCAACCGGAUUACGCGGGGACGCAGCACACCCAUACCGACAAGCGCAUGUUAACAACAAUUAUCGGUAAUUUGGACGGCCUCGACGAUUUAGUCUCGGCCACGACCUGGCUCCAGGACAAGAUCGAGGCCAUGAGCGGGCCACGACCUUCUAAGGUUUAUGCCAAGGGGCAAUACAAGGGUAUCAUUGUUGCAGAGUUCAGAGACCCUGGGGUUCGAGAUCUUUGUGUCGAGCUUCUCCGACGUGCUGGGCUGAAGUGUGGUACCAAGCAAGUGUGGGCCAGCCAAGAUCGUGAACCUUUCGAUCGCGCUGCUCGGAGUCCUUGCUUUGGUUUGAAGCGGUUGUUCAGGACCGAGUGGUCGAUCUCCGACACGGUGAGUGUCACGGAGGACCUCCCAUAUACCAUCACGGCCGGCGGGGAGGAGGCGGUCACGGUGCACGUAGAAUCAUACAUUCGGAAGUGCGAGUGGCAUUGGGAAUUGGAAUCGUGACAGGCUCUGCAAAACCAUCCAGCCGUCAAGGAAUCGAAGAAGAAGGCCAAUGACGUCGUGACCCGCGCCACCUCGGGCAUGAAGGGCUCGGUCAAAGGCAGCGCCAAGGGGAUGGCAAAAGGUGUCCCUGGGCGCCUUGGGGAAAAGGAAAUGGCCCCCGGUGAUGUCUCACCAGCAUUGGCAGUCGGCACGAUUGCCGUUAUGAGCUCAAAUCGAUUGCGAAUUCAACGUGUGCGUGCACAUACUCAUGCAGUCUACCAGCCCGCACUGGACGUGGAGACCCUGGUCUUCGAGGUGGGCCGCCGCAUCCAUGCAGACACCAUGCCAGCGGUGUUGGUGACCCUGUAGUUCGAGGAGGCCAGUUGCAACCUACGGAAAUUCGCACUCCUGAGUUUGACGAAGCUGCGGCUCCUGAACAUGGACGGCUUGAUCUCUAUCUGAAUUCUUGCUCUUCUCAUCCAGGGCGCGAAUACAGCGACAUUGGUGCAGACCAAGACCUAGGAGAGUUUCGUUCUCGAGCCCAUGAGUCUUCCUGGGGGAGGCCGAGGCGCGCAUCCCAACCAUGCAGAUUACAGCGCAUAGGAACAUGGAACGUUCAGGGUAUCCGCGGCAAUUCUGCCAUCAAGGUCGACGGGCUGCUGAAGACCAUGGUGGAACAAACAAUGGAUAUUAUAUAUUCAAGAGACAUAUCAAUCCCCCCGGAUUCUAUACGCGAGACGGUUUCUCUGUACUCUUGUCUCGGAGUGUGCACAUGUAUGACAGAUAUUAUGCUGGUGUUGGCUUUAUUGUGUCACCUCGAGUGCGCCCCGCAGUUGUUGCACUCAAGGCGCGCGGUGAUCGAAUAUGCAUGAUUCGAUUGAAGCGCAUGGCGGUGCACUUGCCGUAUUAUCUGUUAGUGCCCCAUUGAGCGGCAUCGAACAUGAAGCGAGGCAGCGAUUUUCCCAUGCACUUCAAGGUGCGUUUCGCCUUAUGAUCAGGCAUGCCACUGCGUAUACUCUUGGGGGCUUCAAAGCCAUCCUUGGUCGAGUUCGCGUUGG